AUGACUAAGAAAAACGGUGGGAAAGUGAGAUGGAUUAAUCACUACAACAGGAACCAAAUGAUAUUACUUGGUGGUGAAGGGGACUUUUCGUUUUCUGCUUGUUUAGCUAAAGCUUUUGGCUCUGCCACUAACAUGGUUGCAACAUCCCUCAACUCCGAAGAAACUUUAGAGACAAAGCAUUGGACCAAUACAGCACACUUGGAGUACUUGAAGAAGAAAGGAUGUUCAAUCUUUCAUGAAGUGGAUGUGUAUGACAUGAAUGUACAUCCAACUUUAAUGUACAUGGAGUUCGAUGUUAUCAUUUAUAACUUUCCUCAUGCAGGUCACUUCUGUGAAAGAGAGUUUCCUCAGAAGCACAAAAGGCUAGAAGAGGCAUUCUUCAGAAGUGCAAGGGAGAUGGUUAGUGAAGGUGGAGAAGUGCAUGUUACACAAAGGGAUGAUUAUCCUUACAGUGAAUGGAAUUUGGUGGAACUUGCAAAACAGUCAGGCCUUGUUUUGAAAGAGAAAGUGGAGUUUAGUAAAAAAGACUACCAUAACAAGACAGGUGGUGGAAUUGAGAGUAACAAACAGUUCCCUCUUGAACAAACCUUUACCUUCAAAUUCUCGCUCGUACCAAAAAACUCAUAA
This is a messenger RNA of Pistacia vera, 627 nucleotides long. RefSeq lists its product as uncharacterized. Gene Ontology annotation, molecular function: rRNA (uridine-N3-)-methyltransferase activity. The coding region runs from base 1 to 627 and encodes 208 amino acids. Gene Ontology annotation, biological process: rRNA base methylation. Lineage: Eukaryota; Viridiplantae; Streptophyta; Magnoliopsida; Sapindales; Anacardiaceae. The transcript has 3 exons. Gene Ontology annotation, cellular component: cytoplasm. The record is from RefSeq and is a predicted model, not a curated record.